CUUCUCUCCAGCCCCGCGCGUGCUGGCAUCCUACUAACUCUGAAGCUCAUUCAUCAUGUCCGCCCAAGAUCUCCCCAUCAAUGAACAGACUGACCCACAGAGGCCCUGGGUCCCGGCCGUGGGAACGUCAUGGCAGAUUGUGCUCAACUCAUCGCUCGAUAUCGACCCGAGACAUCCGUCCGUCACUCCCGACGUAGAGGUCUUCAACAUCGACCUCUUCGACAACUCGGCCCAGACUAUCGCUGCACUGCACAGCCUGAACAAAAAGGUCAUCUGCUACUUUAGCGCGGGAACGUUCGAGGAAUGGCGUCCUGAUGCCAGCGAGUUCGCCAAGUCGGAUCUCGGCAAGGCCAUGGACGACUGGCCGGGCGAGAAGUGGCUGGACCUGAGGAGCGAGAACGUCCGUAGCAUCAUGGCCAGGAGAAUCAAGCUCGCGGCGGAAAAGGGCUGCGACGGCAUCGAUCCAGACAAUGUGGACGGUUAUUCCAAUAACAACGGCGUUGGCCUGAAGAAAGCCGACUCGAUUGAUUUCAUCAAGUUCUUGUCACGCGAGGCGCGCAAGUAUGGACUCAGUAUCGGACUCAAGAACGCAGGCGAGAUCAUCCCCGACGUCAUCGACGUUGUCGACUUCCAGGUCAACGAAGAGUGUGUCAAGUACAACGAGGGUGAGACGUUUGGGGCUUUCAUCAAUGCUGGCAAGGCCGUCUUCCACAUCGAAUAUCCCCGUGGCGCCCCGGGUUCCGUGAGCGCAAAGUCGAGGGGGAAGAUUUCUGGCGCCAAGGGGACGGAGGGGUUCAGCACCCUGCUGAAGACGAUGGAUCUGGAUGGGUGGGUGCAGUUCUGUGACGGGCAGCAGUUCACGACGAAGACAGAUUCCUCAUAGGAGAUAUCUUGAGGAUUAAACUGGGGGUGCAUUAGUUGUGAGAAGCCAUCUUGCGAGUUUGUUCCCUAUCUUUACCCAUAAAGAUUUCACAUUUUGUCCUUAUGCGCGGCUUGCAAUGCGUAUAAAACAUACAAGGUCAACGGACCAUCGAACCGUUGAGGUUUACAAUUUAGCAGUUGAAGGGAUGCUAUUGUAUAGAUCCAUGACAAAG
This is a messenger RNA of Ilyonectria robusta, 1094 nucleotides long. Its product is annotated as endo alpha-1,4 polygalactosaminidase precursor. Lineage: Eukaryota; Fungi; Ascomycota; Sordariomycetes; Hypocreales; Nectriaceae. Bases 56 to 883 code for a protein of 275 amino acids. The transcript has 2 exons. The record is from RefSeq and is a predicted model, not a curated record.